CUUCUAAAUAGCAAAAGAAGAUAAAUAGGUCUGCACACUAAGAGAGAAUAUGAGAACCUCAAUUGGGGCGAGGCAAGGGCCUCGACUCAUCUAUGCUAUAGCAUUUUGCAUAGUUGCUUUUAGUACUUUUGCUAGUGCUGAUGAUGAUAAGCCUUACUAUGGAGGCCAAUAUCCAUACAACAACUAUCCCCAACCACCAUACACUUACAAACCACCUCCAUAUAACAAUUAUCAAUCUCCACCCCCAUAUGCUUACAAUUUCCCCCCAUAUAAUUAUCAAUCUCCUCCUCCUUAUGACAAUAAAUUCCCUCCAUAUUACUAUAAAGCUCCACCAGCUCCUUAUGUUGACAAAUUUCCUCCAUAUUAUUAUAAAUCUCCACCAUCUCCUUAUGUCGAUAAAUUUCCUCCAUACUACUAUAAAUCUCCACCUCUACCAUCUUCAUCACCACCACCUCCUUAUGUCGACAAAUUUCCACCAUAUUACUACAAAUCUUCUCCUCCACCAUCUCCAUCGCCACCGCCUCCUUAUGUCUACAAAUCACCUCCACCUCCUCCAUAUAUCUAUAAGUCACCACCUCCCCCACCAUAUGUCUAUAAUAGUCCACCACCUCCAUAUGUUUACCAAUCACCACCCCCUCCACCAUAUAUUUACAAGUCUCCUCCCCCACCAUCACCGCCUCCUCCAUAUGUCUACAAGUCACCACCUCCUCCACCAUAUGUCUAUAAUAGUCCACCACCUCCAUAUGUUUACCAAUCACCACCUCCCCCACCAUACAUUUACAAAUCUCCUCCUCCACCGUCUCCAUCACCACCCCCUCCAUAUAUCUACAAAUCACCACCUCCUCCAUCUCCUUCUCCUCCACCUCCAUAUGUAUAUAUUAGUCCACCACCUCCAUAUGUUUACAACUCACCACCACCACCAUCCCCUUCACCACCUCCUCCAUAUGUCUAUAAGUCACCACCUCCCCCACCAUAUGUAUACAGUAGUCCACCCCCACCCUCACCACCACCUCCAUAUGUCUACAAAUCUCCUCCUCCACCAUACUCCUCUUCUCCCCCACCAUAUGUUUACAAGUCUCCACCCUCUCCAUAUGUUUAUGAGUCUCCACCAUAUAUCUAUAAACCCCCAACACUACCUCCCUAUGUAUAUAAAUCACCUCCUCCAUCCUACAUCGAUGCACCACCAUCUCGUCCAUCUUAUUCAACACCUCCAUACAUUUACAAAUCUCCACCAACACCAUAUAAUCCUUAUCUAUAUACUUCUCCUCCACCUCCAGUGUACUAAACAUGAUAUUUUUUAUUUUUACUUUCAGUAAUUUUACUUUCAUAAAAAUUGUGUGGUUUGUAAUAAAUUUUCAUUUGUAAUAAACGUUUACACUAUAUAAAAUACUUGGAUUCUAAGUUGUA
This is a messenger RNA of Lathyrus oleraceus (garden pea), 1407 nucleotides long. RefSeq names its product extensin-2. The coding region runs from base 50 to 1285 and encodes 411 amino acids. NCBI's taxonomy places the organism in Eukaryota, Viridiplantae, Streptophyta, Magnoliopsida, Fabales, Fabaceae. Gene Ontology annotation, molecular function: structural constituent of cell wall. The transcript has a single exon. Gene Ontology annotation, biological process: plant-type cell wall organization. The record is from RefSeq and is a predicted model, not a curated record.